AUUUCCUUGCUGAGAAUUGGACAUUAACGAAGAGCACCUGAAUGCAGCAUAAACACAACUGCGCAGUUCAGGGACCGCUGUCUGUUGUUGCUCACCAAACACUUGACAGAGAUGUCCACCUUUACUGCACUGAGUCUGCGUCUUCUCCACUGCUACUCGAAGCAAGGUACUCCUGAAGCAGGCACAUUCGGAUAUGGUCCUGGUGUCAUGCGCCCAUUUAGUCUCAGCGUGCAGAGAGAGGGCUAUAAGUAUGUGAAUGCUCAGGAGCUGCCAACGGACCUGAGGUCCGUCACUGACCGGGCUGCCACAACCCUCCUUUGGACUGAACUUUUUAGAGGUUUGGCGAUGACCAUGAGUUACUUGUUCCGUGAACCUGCCACCAUCAACUACCCAUUUGAAAAGGGACCACUGUCGCCCCGCUUCCGUGGGGAACACGCCCUCCGCCGCUACCCUAAUGGAGAGGAGCGCUGCAUUGCCUGUAAGCUGUGUGAGGCCAUCUGCCCUGCUCAGGCCAUUACCAUUGAAGCUGAGACUCGGGCUGAUGGCAGCAGGAGAACUACACGCUAUGACAUUGAUAUGACCAAGUGUAUCUACUGUGGCUUCUGCCAGGAAGCCUGUCCUGUUGAUGCCAUUGUGGAGGGUCCAAACUUUGAGUUCUCCACAGAGACGCACGAGGAGCUGCUGUACAACAAAGAGAAGCUCCUCAACAAUGGAGACCGCUGGGAGGCUGAGAUAGCAGCCAACAUACAGGCAGACUACUUGUACAGAUAGACUGACUGUCGUAUCCGCACACUGAGCGCAAAGAUAUGUCACACAUGAAAAUGACGUAUCUUGUCAUCGUUGUGUGCACUAAAGAGAUUACUUGUAGCUUUACAGAUAUUCCAACGAGUUACAUAUGAGCAGUGAAGCAUUGCAAUCUCAGAUUCUGUUGUCAGAACUGACUAAAAAUACAAAAACGCACAAUUCAUGUCUUGUGUUUUAAAGAUGGAUGAUACUUAACUUUAUGAUGUUGAUUUUAUAUUAUGUAACCUAUGCACAUGUGUGUGAUAGACUAUUUUCUGCUGCACUUUAAACACAUGGUUUAUCUGAUUUAAUAGGUAGGACAUUUCUGAAAGAGCACAUUAGUUAAUGUUGCUGAUGCUAUGUAAGAUAGUAAAAUAAAUUAUGUUUUAAAACUUUAA
Molecule: messenger RNA, 1181 nt
Organism: Xiphias gladius (swordfish)
Lineage: Eukaryota; Metazoa; Chordata; Actinopteri; Istiophoriformes; Xiphiidae
Gene: ndufs8b
Product: NADH:ubiquinone oxidoreductase core subunit S8b
Exons: 7
Coding region: 112-771 (219 amino acids)
Biological process (GO): mitochondrial respiratory chain complex I assembly; mitochondrial electron transport, NADH to ubiquinone
Cellular component (GO): membrane
Molecular function (GO): 4 iron, 4 sulfur cluster binding; NADH dehydrogenase activity
Source: RefSeq, a predicted model, not a curated record